Molecule: messenger RNA, 4826 nt
Organism: Marmota monax (woodchuck)
Lineage: Eukaryota; Metazoa; Chordata; Mammalia; Rodentia; Sciuridae
Gene: Stk17b
Product: serine/threonine kinase 17b
Exons: 8
Coding region: 372-1490 (372 amino acids)
Biological process (GO): protein phosphorylation; intracellular signal transduction; positive regulation of apoptotic process
Cellular component (GO): nucleus
Molecular function (GO): protein serine/threonine kinase activity; ATP binding
Source: RefSeq, a predicted model, not a curated record
AGACGCUGCUGCAGUUUUCAAACCUCAACUGUAAACUUCGGUCCCCUUCUUCACCACGGUCGCCGCGAGUCACUUCGAAGGGAACCAGUUCACAAGUGUUGACCUCUGUCUGGAAUAGUAAGCGUGGACUCUGCCAAGUUCCGAGUUACCCGGCGCCUCACCUGCUAGAGCUGGAGAACGCGUCCAGUUGCCGCCACCCGCGUGGAGCGGGACGGGAGCCCAGGGACCGGAGCCCCCUCCAAGGGGGCAGCCUGGAGAGAGCCUGCUGCGUCCGGAGCGGUCAGUGUACUGCGCCUCGCGGGUCCGCGGUCCAGCCGGGAUUGAGGGAUAAUAUUAAGUGAUUAGAGAAGCAUCUCUGGGAGUCAGCUAAGAUGUCUCGGAGAAGAUUUGAUUGUAGAAGUAUUUCAGGCUUGUUAACUACAACUCCUCAAACUCCAAUGAAAAUGGAAAACUUUAAUAAUUUCUAUACACUUACAUCUAAAGAGCUUGGAAGAGGAAAAUUUGCUGUGGUUAGACAAUGUAUAUCAAAAUCUACUGGCCAAGAAUAUGCUGCAAAAUUUCUAAAAAAGAGAAGACGAGGACAGGACUGUCGAGCAGAGAUUUUGCAUGAGAUUGCUGUUCUUGAAUUGGCAAAGUCCUGUCCCCGUGUGAUUAAUCUUCAUGAGGUCUAUGAAAAUUCAAGUGAGAUCAUAUUGAUAUUAGAAUAUGCUGCGGGUGGAGAAAUUUUUAACCUGUGUUUACCUGAGCUGGCUGAAAUGGUCUCUGAAAAUGAUGUUAUCAGACUCAUUAAACAAAUACUUGAAGGAGUUUAUUAUCUACAUCAGAAUAAUAUCGUACACCUUGAUUUAAAGCCACAGAAUAUAUUAUUGAGCAGCAUAUACCCUCUUGGGGACAUCAAAAUUGUAGAUUUUGGAAUGUCUAGAAAAAUCGGGAAUGCAUGUGAACUUCGGGAGAUCAUGGGAACACCAGAAUACUUAGCACCAGAAAUCCUGAACUACGAUCCCAUUACCACAGCAACAGAUAUGUGGAAUAUUGGUAUAAUAGCAUACAUGUUGUUAACUCAUACAUCACCAUUUGUGGGAGAAGAUAAUCAGGAAACAUAUCUUAAUAUUUCUCAAGUUAAUGUAGAUUAUUCAGAAGAAAUUUUUUCAUCAGUUUCACAGCUGGCCACAGACUUUAUCCAAGGCCUUCUAGUAAAAAAUCCAGAGAAAAGACCAACAGCAGAAUCCUGCCUUUCUCAUUCUUGGCUACAGCAGUGGGACUUUGGAAGCUUGUUUCACCCUGAAGAAACUUCUAGCUCCUCUCAAAUUCAGGAUCAUCCAGUAAGGUCCUCUGAAGAUAAGACUUCUAAAUCUUCUUGUAAUGGAACCUGUGGUAAUCGGGAAGACAAAGAGAAUAUUCCAGAGGAUAGCAGCAUGGUUUCCAAAAGAUUUCGCUUUGAUGACUCUUUGCCCAAUCCCCAUGAACUUGUUCCAGAUUUACUCUGUUAACACUUUUCUCUUUGACUCAUUUGGAUUGACUUUGAAAUUUGAAAUCAACUCCAUUGUGAGAUGUGCUUUGUAGCUUCAUAUAUGACUGUUUAUAUUGUAAAUUAUCUUUGGCAUAGUAGAAUUUAGGGAAGUCUAGUUGCUUGCAUAAUAUCAUUUGUUCCACUGAGAUAACUCCACAGAGAAGGAAAUAUUUAAAUACAUGACAAAAUAAAAUUUUACAUGUGAGUUCACAUGGUAAUGAAAAGUUCAAGUUCAAGUGAACUUAAAAAUAUUUUACAUAUCAGGAAAAAAAAAGUCUGUGCUAUAUUAUGAUUGCUGUAAACUGAACAAAAAAAAUGAAUGCUUUGGAAUUUAAUAGGUUCUCUCUUAAGAUGAGUUCUAUACCAUAAUUCUAUUGACAUAAUUUCUUUAGGAAAACAGUGUAAAGUUAAGCCAAAGUAUAUUCUUUAUAGAUGCUUCAGAGAUGUUUUACAAUAAAAUGUUUUUAAAUUAUGAAUAUUUUGAAACUACAUACAAUUUCAAUUAUUUAUGAUCUGCUGUGUGAAAGAGGUUCUUUAACCAGAGCAAAAAGGAAGUUAAAAGAAUGAUAUCCUCUGCAAGUCAGAGCAAAGAGUAAUAACAUGGCUUUAUUUUUUAACUCAAACGACUUUUGCCCACUCUCAGGAUAUUUCAGAUCUAAUAAGGUCUGGAAGAUGGAGGAUGCAUAGUAUGCAAGUAUAGUGGUUCUUCAUCCUCUAGAAUACAAGAGACUUAGGAAAAAUUGAACAUGCUCUAUUUUUAGUCAAAUGUAUUCAUCAAUUAAGUGUAGAAGAAAAUGUUGGCAGAUCCAGGCAGCUUACUGAAAUUUUGAUGUCUCCUAAAUACAAGUCCAUCAUUCAGUGCUUUAGAAGUAUAUGUAAAAAAUACCAUGGCAUCAGCAGAACUAUUAGCACAAUGCCAAGGUCAGCAUGAGAACAUCAAAUUCUCCUAAAGUUCUUGUGUGAAAUUCCUAGUAAUUAAGGAGACUCUUGGGGGAGGCCUAAGGCCACCAAGAGAAUGGCCUAUAACUAUGGUAUUUUGCUGGGAGCAAUGUGGGCAAGUCUAGGGAAAGCAGAACGUUUGGUCAAUGGCCAGAAACUGUUUAGUUCUAAUAGUGGGAGGUGAUUUAUUCAUUUUAGAGUAAUCUUUGAUGAGUUUUUCUAUCUGAUGACCAUUAAAAUAUCUAUUAUAGCAUCAUGUUAAAAUAACUGGUCUCAUGGCCAUAUUACUUUAUCAAACUGUAUAUUGACAAAACAAACAACCUCAUAUUUCCCCAUGCAGUCAGAUAUUACUAUAAUGAUUUAAAUUCCUGAAAUUUUGAUAGAUUCCAAAUUCCUUAGAUGACUUUAAACUAUUUUUUAAUGACCAUCAACUUAUUUUAUUUGACUAACUGGUGAAUUACUUUAACAUCCACAGCAUUUUUUUUUCAAUACUGAGGAUUGAAAUUGGGUGCUCAACCACUGAGCCACAUCCCCAGACCUCUUUUUAAUUUUAUAUUUUAUUUAGAGAUAGGGUAUCUCUGAGUUGCUAAGUGCCUAAGCCUCUUAAGCCACUGGGAUUACGGGUGUGGGUCACUGCACCUGGCUCAUCCACAGCAUUUUAAAAGGAAAAUUUCUCUCUACUUUGUUGUGUGUAUGUAUGUAUAUGCAUAUGUGUAUAUGUAUAGGUGUGUGUAUAUAUGUAUAGAUAGAUAAAAUAUAGUCUCUAAGCAACUUCUCUUAACCAUUCUUUGCUCUGGUAUAUUGUGCUGAACUCAGGUGCUACAAGAGCUCCCUUUUUAUGAAUAAUCAAUAUACAUAUAAAUUCUUUAAAAAGUAGUUUGUUGGUUCAAUAAACUAGAUGCCGCAGAUGCUUGAAUUGAGCUUUCAUAUAUCUGAAACUUAUGAGUUGUUUUUAAAUGUUGAGUGCCACCCCCCCCACCCCCCGCCUUUUUUUUGCCUUCAGUAUUAAGGCAAUGUGAGUAAAGCUUAGUAAAGUCAUUGAGAAUGAGGGAAUGAUUACUUUUCCAAAACACCAAAUUAUAUUUUUAAAAUUUUAGAAUAAUUAUGCUAUACCAAAAAAAUAAAAACAAAGAAAUGUUGAGUUUUGAAUUAUAAGCUACUUCUUUAAAAAUCAUUUUAUACAGGCUUUCUUUUUCUCUGAGGAAUAUUAAAAUAGUUUAAGUUUCCUUUUAGUUAAUAAAAUAUUAAGAGUUGUAAAUUUCCAUAAUGUUUUUGUAACAUUGUUUUAUUGUAAAAAAGCAACUGCUUGUUGCACAAAGAAUAUAAAAAGAAUCUUUUGAUGAAGAUAAUUUAAAUAUUUUCACUGAUUAAAUGGUGAAAAUCAAUCUUUCAAGAGAAUUUAUUAGCAAAUGACUCGGUUUUUAUUCUUUUUCUCCCAAGAUAAAAAAAAAUGUCUAUAAAAAGCAAAUGAGAUUUAUUUUCCUAAAGUAGGAAUCUAGAGAGCACCUCUGAGUAAGUAGGUGUCGGUAACACUGAAAACACAUCUGAAAAAAACUGUUAAAUUGUGAUGGUCUUAUAAAAUUAUUUGCUUUUUGAGGAGGAUCCCUGGAUAGGUGGGAUUUUGAAAUAAAUGGUGUAUAGAUGACAAUUACAAUUGCCCUUUUACUGUAAGUUGACCUAACUGAGCAGUGAAAUUAUAAUGACACUUUUAAUAAAGGAAGGUAGUACCUGUUCUCCAGUCUGUAAUGAGAUAAGGUGAUUGUGCCGGAAUAUAAAUCAACUUUUGUUUCUAUUAUUAUGAAAAAAACAAAAAACUCAACCAGUGUGACUAGUGAUGCAGUUGAUUUUCAUUCUGGCACAAGCUCUUUUUUUCAUUUUGGAUGGGUGACAAACAGUUCAAGGCCAUACUUCAAAUAGCCUUGCUCUUAAUAGCAUUUAUAAGUUGAUAUUUUAUAACUGUUUACAUUUUUUCUGUUUAUUUUUGUUUUUGUGGUACUGGGGAUUGAGCCCAGAGCCUUGCAUAUGCUAGGUAAGCGCUUUACCACUUAUUUUUAAAUUUUCAGUUUGAUAGCUGAUUUGGAAUUGUGUUCUUAAUUGUUGUGUAAACAAUUAUACUUUAAUUUCGAGUUACAUUAAAAUUAUCUGACUUCUAAUUGGGAGAAUUAUUAUUAGCUUAUAAUUUUAUAAAAGUAUCUUAAAGAACAGUAAUUGUAAAUUUCAUAUAAAUUGUUAUGCCCUGCCAUCUUCACUUUCAUUAAAUAAUCAUAUUGCUUAAAGCAUAUAAACAGACAUCAUGAAUAUUGUAAGAAAAGUCACAGAACUGUUUAUCGUCAACUUAAUGAUUCUUCUGGUUAAAAAUUAAAAAGCACUUUUUUUU